Nycticebus coucang (slow loris) is the source of this 1201-nucleotide messenger RNA. RefSeq names its product KDEL endoplasmic reticulum protein retention receptor 2 (gene KDELR2). Gene Ontology annotation, biological process: endoplasmic reticulum to Golgi vesicle-mediated transport; protein retention in ER lumen. Gene Ontology annotation, molecular function: ER lumen protein retrieval receptor activity. The coding region runs from base 148 to 786 and encodes 212 amino acids. The record is from RefSeq and is a predicted model, not a curated record. Gene Ontology annotation, cellular component: cis-Golgi network; endoplasmic reticulum; membrane. The transcript is spliced from 5 exons. Lineage: Eukaryota; Metazoa; Chordata; Mammalia; Primates; Lorisidae.
CAAGCUGCCCCGCGCGCGCGCGCGCCGGCAGUUCGGCCACGUCCCUGGCCACGUCGCGCCUGUUCUCGCCAUCUUCACCGCUUCGUUUCAGGGGCCGCAGCUGCCGCCGAGCCCCGGGGCCGCCGCGCUGCGCCGACCGACGCCGCCAUGAACAUCUUCCGGCUGACCGGGGACUUGUCCCACUUGGCGGCUAUCGUCAUCCUGCUGCUGAAGAUCUGGAAGUCGCGCUCCUGCGCAGGUAUUUCUGGGAAAAGCCAGCUUCUGUUUGCACUGGUCUUCACAACUCGUUACCUGGAUCUUUUUACUUCAUUUAUUUCAUUAUAUAAUACAUCUAUGAAGCUUAUCUACAUUGCCUGCUCCUACGCCACAGUAUACCUGAUCUACAUGAAAUUUAAGGCAACCUACGAUGGAAAUCAUGAUACCUUCCGAGUGGAGUUUCUGGUGGUCCCUGUGGGAGGCCUCUCAUUCCUAGUCAAUCAUGAUUUCUCUCCACUGGAGAUUUUAUGGACCUUCUCCAUCUACCUUGAAUCAGUGGCUAUCCUCCCACAGCUCUUUAUGAUUAGCAAGACUGGGGAGGCUGAGACCAUCACCACCCACUACCUGUUCUUCCUGGGCCUCUAUCGAGCUUUGUAUCUUGUCAACUGGAUCUGGCGCUUCUACUUUGAGGGCUUCUUUGACCUCAUUGCUGUUGUGGCCGGCGUAGUCCAGACCAUUUUAUACUGUGACUUCUUUUACUUGUACAUUACAAAAGUACUCAAGGGAAAGAAGCUCAGUUUGCCAGCGUAAGUGCCAAAGACCAUCACCAGCAUCUGUCCUUCAGGGUGCUCGGACAGAAUUCUUACAACACAGCAAAGGCAUAAGAUGCUUGAUACGGAAAAUCAGAAACUUAACUCUUUUGUUGCAUAUAAUCACCAGUGGCUCUGUGACAACACAGAGGAAAAGAACCAGAAGGUUUCUGUUUAAUGCAUCUUGCCUUAUCUUUUUUUAUUACUAUGUACAAAGAUUUUUUUACACAAAGAAACUUACUGCUGUAUUAAUAAAUUCAGUGUGUAGCUUCAAUUGGGAUAGUUCUAAAGUGAAGACUUUGUGAGGAAUAAGUGCAACUUUUUUUUAUUUUAAAAAUUCUUUGACUUUGUUGAGUCUUUGUGUCUGCAAUGAAAUUGUACUCCUUGACCGUUGGUAGAUUACAUAUUCUUCCAUC